GUUGAUUCGGCCGGAGCUGCCAGCGGGGUGGCUGCCGCCGCGGCUUAUUACAGCUGCUGGAGCAGCAGCGGCCCUCGCCCCCGGGCACCCCUCCCGGGCCUCGAGCUCUGGCCGCGCACGAACAGUGGCAGGAGAGGGGCAGCAGGAUGAAUGUGGGAACAGCACACAGCGAGGUGAACCCCAACACGCGGGUGAUGAACAGCCGUGGCAUCUGGCUGUCCUACGUGCUGGCCAUCGGGCUCCUCCACGUCGUGCUGCUCAGCAUUCCCUUUGUGAGCGUCCCCGUCGUCUGGACCCUCACCAACCUCAUCCACAACAUGGGCAUGUACAUCUUCCUGCACACGGUGAAGGGGACCCCCUUUGAGACCCCAGACCAGGGCAAGGCGAGGCUGCUAACCCACUGGGAGCAGAUGGACUAUGGAGUGCAGUUCACGGCAUCUCGGAAAUUCCUGACCAUCACACCCAUCGUGCUGUACUUCCUCACCAGCUUCUACACCAAGUACGACCAGAUCCAUUUCAUCCUCAACACUGUGUCCUUGAUGAGCGUGCUCAUCCCCAAGCUGCCGCAGCUCCAUGGAGUCCGGAUUUUUGGAAUCAAUAAGUACUGAGGGUGCAGCCCCUUCUCCUGCGUGGGAUGGCAGGGGAGGGGUAGAAGCCUGUGCUGUGACGCUGAAGACAGAAGGAGCCGCCGGGUACCGCCGGAGCUGGGGGUUGAGCCUCUGGGCCCUAGUUUCCCCCUCACUUCCCCCAGUAGCAGACUUGAAGUAGUUUGGGGUGGGCCCCCCCCCCCCCGCCGGGGCUCUGACCCCUCCUGAUUCUUUUGAUCUUUUCCUUUUGCCUCAUGGGGGUGCUCCUGGAAUGGGCUGGGCUCCUGGGCUGAACACAGACCUAUGAGGUUCGGACGAGAGGCCAGGGAAGCCCCCUGCUCGCUCGCGCCUCCUUGGCCUGCUAAAGCACUUUAACCCCCGUGAGCAGGGCAGAGGGAACGGUACAGCUUCUAGUUUGUUUCACUUUAAUUCUUAAGUCUUUAGGAUGACACUUAGUGUGUGCUUAUAUAUACGAAAGCAGUUGUGUGAGAGUGCCUCAUCCCUCUGGGUAGAGAAUUGUCUAAUUCAAGUCAGACAGCUCCCGUACAGCACCCCCCGGGGUACUAGGUGCGGGUGGGGAGGGUAAGGAGAUGUGGGGGGAUGGGGCUGAGUGUGCAUGGCCUGGUCCCAGAGGUGGGGGGCCAGGGCUGCAGCAUUCUGGCCCUGGUGGAGGUGGGGAGGGGGCUGGGGGCAGGGGUGGGGAGGGUGAAUUGAGACUGAAAACAACGGGGCCGCAGAGCAGCGGGGGUUCGUGUAAGGUGCGGGGUGGGGUGGGGGGGGAACAGACCCAACCUCAUUCUUUGGGAAGUGGUCAGGGAAGGGGGCAGUCUUGGAGGGUCACUUACCCACAGCAUGGUGGGGGUAAUGGGAAGGGAGGCUGCUAUGGGUUUGAAGCUCCUGGGUUGGCAUGAGGGGGUGGAGAUGGGUGGAAGGGGCCUGUGCGUCAUCGUAAGCACAGGUCCAGUUUGACGCUCGUCUCUGCAGUGGUGUGAGGGCCGCGGGGACAUGGGACAGACAUGAUGAAUGGUGGGGCCCUUCUGCAGCCCUUCACCCGGUAACCUCCUUGUGCAGACUGCGCUGGGGCGGGGCCUCUCGUGUGGCAUGCACCUUUGGGGCCAUCAGGCCACCUCCAAAGGGGUUUGGUGGGCUUCAGAGUCCCGCAUGGUCCCUCUCAAGCGGGACAGCGGCAGGCGCAGGGAGUGACCUGCAGGGGCGGGAAGGAGCCGCCUUCUCCCCUCCCCAGCCUGACUGGGGUCCGUGUUAAUUCUGAGAAGGUGUGGGUGCCAGGGCGCUGAGGGAGCGGUGGCAGCGGCGGUGGUGGCGUCACUGGCCCUGUUUUCUGCAUCCUGGUCCCCCCAACCCCCGCCCCACGUAUCAUAAGGAACUUUGACCUCAAAAUCUUUCUAAGCAAAGUGUGAAUAGGAUUUUUACUCCCUUUGUACAGUAUUCUGAGAAACACAAAUAAAGGACAGUGUGUUCCUAUUUC
Molecule: messenger RNA, 2073 nt
Organism: Aethalodelphis obliquidens (Pacific white-sided dolphin)
Lineage: Eukaryota; Metazoa; Chordata; Mammalia; Artiodactyla; Delphinidae
Gene: ORMDL3
Product: ORMDL sphingolipid biosynthesis regulator 3
Exons: 4
Coding region: 147-608 (153 amino acids)
Cellular component (GO): endoplasmic reticulum membrane
Source: RefSeq, a predicted model, not a curated record